CAGUGUGCGUAGAUGUCUAAUAUGAAGGUUACGGUGGAUAAAAUCCUAUCAUUAUCGGAGAGUGAUGGUGUAGAUGAGCUACAAAAGCAUCUCGCUUUGCUGUCUGAUGAUCAGCUCACAACCAUGCUUACUAAUAGUGCUCUGAAAGGGAAGGACACAGGCAUCCUGAUCAAAGCCAUAUUUAAAGGUUCACCGGUAAGUGUUUCGCAUGGCGCUAACCGCAGACUGCUUGUGUACAAGCACUGUAUUCCACUGUGUGAAUCUGGAGACCUGCAGACGGAAGUGGCAUCAGAUAUCAUUGGACUUCUGAUGUUAGAGACACACAGUCUACCUGGUCACGCAUUAGCCACGUUAGCGUCUCUAUAUGUGGAUGCCAUCAAAGUAGGUGAGAUGAAUAGUGGGAGAUCCCUGGAACUUUUCCCUACAAUUCUAACAGCUCUUGCCGCUACAGAAGCAUUGGCUUAUGGGAAAGGUGAGCUAAGUGGAGAUGAAUACAAGAAACAGCUGAUCAACAGUCUUUGCUCUAGCAGAUGGGAUCCACAGUGUGUAAUACACCUUACAACCAUGUUCAGGGAUGUUCCGUUAUCUGCUGAGGAGCUUCAGUUUUUGAUUGAGAAGAUUCUACGGAUGUUCCUCAAGUUGGAUCUUCAGGAGAUUCCACCUCUGAUCUAUCAGCUGCUGCUGCUGUCAGCCAAGGGCUGUAAGAAGUUGGUUCUAGAGGGAAUCAUCAGUUACUUCAAGAAGCAAGACCAACUUCAGAAAGAGGAGCAGAGGAAUGGAGAGAGUGAAGAUGUGGAGGUGCAGACCAUACCACAGGAUCAGCUGCGUCACGUAGAAGGAACCGUCAUCCUCCACAUUGUCUUUGCCAUUCGUCUUGACCAUGAGCUCAGCAGGGAAUUUUUAAAAAAUCUUAAGAUGGCCCACAGUGAUCCGUUGUGUCCCUUCAGUAUUGCUCUGCUGCUCUCUGUGGCUCGCAUACAACGGUACGAAGAGCAGGUAUUUGAGUUCCUGAAGGGCACCAUCACUAAGAACUUCAAGGAUGAUCAGAUUCAGCACAGCUCUAAGUUUCUGCAGGAACUGCUGCCUCAGUGUAACAGCAUCUCCAACAUGAUUUUAGACACCGUCAAAAACAGCGUGUUUGGCUGGGAUCAUGUCACUCAAGGUCUGGUGCAACUGGGGUUUAUACUUAUGGAUUCAUUUGGGCCUAAAGCCGGGGCAUUUGGGAAGGUCACAGAAGGAACAUCAAGUACGGCUAAAACGCCAAACCAGCUAGCAUGUCGACUUGGUGGACAAGUUCUCCUUGAGAGCUUCAUGAUGCAUGAACCAAUCAGAGGGGAGAUUCUAGAACAAGUCUUGAACCGACUGGUGACUAAAACGGCCUCACCUGUCACCCAUUUCAUUGACCUUCUUUCCAGCAUUGUGAUGUCUGCUCCCAUGAUCCUCUUGGAAUCUUCCUCUAAGGUCACAGAAACAUUUGAUCAGCUCUCCUACUUGCCCCUCAGCACUGUUCAGGGUCUCCUCAAAGCUGUGCAGCCUCUGCUCAAAGUGAGCAUGUCUAUGAAGGAUGCCCUCAUCCUGGUCCUCCGGAAGGCCAUGUUCUCUAGUAAUUUAGAUGGCAGGAAGUCAGCAGUGGCAGGCUUCCUGUUGCUACUGAAGAACUUUCGUAUUCUGGGGAGUUUAGCUUCCAGCCAGGCCAGUCAGGCCAUUACAUCCAGCCAGGUCCAGGCGGACGUCCACUCGCGCUAUAACACUGCCGCUAAUGAAGCCUUCUGUCUGGAGAUCCUGAGCAGUCUACGCCGCUGCCUUAACCAGCAGGCUGAUGUGCGGCUCAUGCUUUAUGAGGGUUUCCAUGAUGUCCUUCGUCGUAACUCUCAGCUGGCGAGUUCCAUCAUGCAGACCCUCCUGUCACAAUUAAAGCGAUACUUUGAACCAGAGCAAGAUCUGCUUCCACCUCUGAAGCUGGAGUCGUGUAUCAGCGCACAUGGAGAUCAGGUCUUCAUCCAGGAGCCUCUGGCUCACUUGUUGUGCUGCACGGUUCACUGCCUGCUGUGGAAUCAGAACAUACAGUCAGGUGGCAAUGUGAGCGAUGAUGAUGACGACGAAGAUGAGGAGGGUGGAGUCCAAAGUGAACUGCACGCUAUAUUGAAAAGCAUAACGAAGCGCAUGAUUAAAAGCGAACUGGAGGAUUUUGAGUUGGAUAAGUGUGCAGAAUUUUCAACAAGUUCCAGUGUUGGCGUGAAGAACAGUAUCUAUGCUGUGCUGGUGAUGGGACUGAAUGAGGUUCUCAUGGAGUACAACUUCAUCACUGCCAAUUACAAUAAGAACCAUUUUGAGGACAUACUGGAGCUGUUCAAGCGCUAUCAUAAGGUGUCUGAGAUCCUAAAGGAACGGGCAGGGAAAGGACGCCCCAUGUCCAGCAAAACCUCUCGCAGCCUGCUGUCUCUAGGCUUCAUCUCCACACUGCUCACUGCUCUUUUCAGAGACAGCACUCAGAGCCGUGAGGAGAGCCUGUCUGUGUUGCGUUCAAGCGGAGACUUCCUGCGCUACUCUGUAAGUGUGGCUCUGCAGAAGAUACAGCAGCUGGAGGAGACGGGACACACAGACGGGCCGGAGGGACAGAGCCCUGAUAAAACCUUCCGCCACCUCUGUGACAUCACCAGUGUGCUAAUGUGGCGCUACACUAACGUGCCGUCGACCGUGGAGGAUGCUGGGAAGAAGGAGAAAGGUCAGAGUGUGUCCUUACUAUGUCUGGAGGGUCUACUGCGAGUCUUCACCACUGUGCUACAGCGAUACCCGACACGCAUGAGCAACUUCCUGUCAUCUCUCGAUGUUUCCGGGGAAGGAGAGGCAGAGGGUGAAGGGUCUGAUCUGACAGAGCAAACCGCUUUCUACAUCCGCCAGUUUCAGCGAGCGCUGAUGAACCAGCUCAGUGGGGGAGAGGAGGAGUUCAACAGUAAAGAAGCUCAGUUAUUGGUCAGCAUCCUCAGCGUACUCUCACGGCAUCUCAAUCCUUCCUCUCAGCAGUUUGUGCAAAUGAUCACCUGGACUGUGAAAAUUUGUAAGGAAACCAACUUCGAGGACAUCUCUCUCACUAAGGGCUUGCUGUCACUGCUGUUCAACCUGCAUGUCCUGUAUAAAAGCCCAGUGUCUCUGCUCUGGGAGAUGUGCCAGGACAUACACAGCCAGCUGGGAGACAUCGAUCAGUUAAGUGUGAAGCUGUCAGGGUCUCAUCUCACUCCUCAGUGUUACUGUUUCAUCACGUAUGUACAGAGUGGAGAGCUGACAGCAGGAGGCCCGGAAAAAUUGAAGAAGAAGAAGAAAGAAGAUGAGGCGGUAGCAGCUGCUUCAGCUAAAGUCCUCCGUGAGACUAAAGCCAUCCCAAAUCUCAUUUUCAACAUUGAACAGUAUGAGAAGUUUCUCAUUCUUCUCUCCAAGAAAUCCAAGGUCAAUCUGAUGCAGUACAUGAAACUGAGCACUUCCAGAGACUUCAGAAUCAAUGCUGCCACAUUGGAAGCCGCGCUGCAGGAACAGCAGCAGGAUCAAAGCCAACAGACUGAAGGUUCUCAGGUUUCCGAGAAAAAUCAAGCACCAAAGAAAAAGAGGAGGAAGCAGUGAAAAAAGAGCUUCUAGUCAU
This is a messenger RNA of Sinocyclocheilus grahami, 3634 nucleotides long. Its product is annotated as Fanconi anemia group I protein-like. Gene Ontology annotation, biological process: DNA repair. Lineage: Eukaryota; Metazoa; Chordata; Actinopteri; Cypriniformes; Cyprinidae. The coding region runs from base 13 to 3615 and encodes 1200 amino acids. The record is from RefSeq and is a predicted model, not a curated record. Gene Ontology annotation, molecular function: DNA polymerase binding. The transcript is spliced from 33 exons.